Molecule: messenger RNA, 4158 nt
Organism: Xenopus laevis (African clawed frog)
Lineage: Eukaryota; Metazoa; Chordata; Amphibia; Anura; Pipidae
Gene: podxl.S
Product: podocalyxin
Exons: 8
Coding region: 703-2025 (440 amino acids)
Source: RefSeq, a predicted model, not a curated record
AUCGUAUUACUUUAGAAGUAAAAUGCUGAAGAAGAAUUUUGAUAAAGAAUUUAACAAUAUUUGAAAAAACUUACGGACAGAUGAAAUUACAUUGAAGUCCAGACAUAUUCACAUUUAGAGAUUAGAAAUAUGCGCUGAAAUUUGUUCUAUUACAAUCACUGAAAAACAAUCAAGAGGCCUAUCUGCACAUCUAAGAAAAUGUUGAGCCACUGUAGCUGUGCUCCUCUCAUUCCUUCUAUUCAAAAUAUGUUCCCUUACUCCGUCUUUGAGGGUUCUGCUAGUUUGGCCGACAUAUUGCUGAAGGUAUAUUUUACACGUAAUCAAAUAAACCACAUUUUUGUAAUUACAGUUGAUAUGUUGUCUUAUAUUAUAUAUUUUUUUCGAAGCAGAAGAAGAAAAAGCACUCUGAAUGGCUAUCCAAAACACUUCUUUGAUUGGUGUUUUUUCAUUUAAAUAUCACUGGUUGUACAGAAUUUCCCUAGCCUAUGACUACGCCCCUGAGGUACGAAACGCGUAAGGCCACCCUCUGAGAUGUUCCUUUUUGCGUAAUAAAACUUUUAUUUGCAUCUUUUUUGGAGUGAAGUCCAGUCUUUGUGCCAGCUUACCACUGAAUUCUACAUGUCUGAUACUACCUCCCCAAGCUGAAGGUCUGGGGCUUGAGCACCUGGACCCCCUGUCAGUAUUGGAUGCAACAUAUUAUCCAUGGCACAGCAGACUACUAUAGUCAGUGCAGCAACGACACCACUGGAAAACUUAACCACUAAAGCUUCAAUUACAGACACAUCAGCUGCAUUAACUACGAAGCCUACAACUGUUACUGUACCAGUUACUUCAACAGAAAUGGCCACUAGUUCUGUUCUGAGUUUAACUCAAAGCUCUGUAACAAGUGCCUCAGCUGCCAACAUCCCCAAUCCUAUUAGCACAGUAACAGCAGCCAGUACACCAAAGGGAACUACAGCUGGGAAAACGGAUUCAGCUCUGACUACUACUGUCACACCUUCAGCCCAAUCUUCAUUAAAACCAACAGCAACCAGCACUGCAGGAAAUCCUUUAUCAUCUCAAGAAACUUUCCAGACUACUGAAGCAACAGUUAAGCAAGAGCAGUCAUCUCACGCAGAGCCCACUUCAACAUCUGCACAGCAGAACACAACAACACAAGUCCAAGACACUACGCCUACAAACAGGAGCACUGUUUAUUCUUCCUUUACAAGUCCUAUCUCCUUGCCUACUACAAACACCACCAGCAAUAUGACAGCCUCUACUGCAGGCACCACAGAAAGUCCUACAACCAGCCUGCCCACUGGUUCUAUUAAUGGAACACCUGCUGUAGAUACUACACUUCUGACCACCACAUUUCAAACAAGUACUAAACUUCCUGGCAGUAAUGUGAAUAUAAAGGUAACUUGUCAGAAAAAAGUUUUUGAUAACAUAAAUCUCAAGUUGAAAACGAACGCCUCCAGGAGCUGUAACUCAGAUAUCGGCAUGAAGCAAUAUGAAGAUCUCCAGAACAUAUGCAAAGCAGUGAGACCUGUAAUUGAGUAUACAGAGCAAUGCAACAUAGUUCUUGGCUAUAAUGACAAGUGGAGUGAUAGGGUGGAAGUACUGGAAGUUGUAGUGGAAACACGUUUAGCUCAUAAUGACCUUCAUAAUAUGCUGAAGAACUUGACAGAUAAGGAUGGAAAAUCCUUAUUUUUAACAGAUAAAAUAGAAAGUAUUGAUGAUGAUGAUUGGCUAAGCAUGCCUCUAAUAAUCACAAUCGUCUGUUUGGCUGUGUCCCUACUGCUCAUUGCAGCUAUCUAUGGGUGCUGGCACCAGAGGCAAACUCAUAAACGAGAGCAGAGGCUUACAGAGGAACUUCAAACCAUGGAGAACGGAUACCACGAUAAUCCAACUCUGGAGGUCAUGGAGACAGCUCCAGAGAUGCAGGAGAACAAAUGUGGUUUUAAUAGAGAGCUUGGGGAUAGCUGGAUUGUUCCAUUGGAUAACCUAAGAGAGGACAUUGAAGAAGAGGACACCCAUUUAUAAAGCUUUGGAAAGUCAAUAACUGUUUGGGGUAUCCAGCAGUGCAAUAUAUAUCACACAUCUGGCCAAGUGAAUGAGAACUGACUGAUAUAAGCAAGACCAUUCCAGUCCCAGUCUCUUCUAAUCUGUCCGCCUUACUUUAGAUAUCACUCAAACCAGCCUUGAGCUUUACAUACUGUAUAAGCUCUUUUGAUACGUCUGGUUUUGUGAUGUUAAGGAAGAAUCCAAGAAGCGGCUCAUUUGCCAUAUUUGCACUGUAUUUAAUUCCCAGAAAACACUAAGGGUAUUCUUACACCUGGAACAGACUUCUCCUACAUGACAUUGAGAAUCUCACAGUACUUUGUAAGGGAACGGAUCAGUAUGCAUACAUGGUGCCACAUACAGAACGGAGAGAAACAAUGAGUAAAGGGCAUAUUCUGGGAUCUACCCCAUAACCAAUAAACAUAUUUAGACAUGGGGAGAGAGGUGGAAUUUUGUAAUAUUUGUAUAGUUGUUGUUACUCAAUGCAACAAAAUACCUUUUUUUUUAUUAUUUACUUUGUUCUACCAUGUAACUACUUAAUGUGCUUUAGCCAGAACCUGGUAUUUUUCUUAUCAAAUACACAUAGGCAGAUGUUUGUGUGUAUAAAGGCUGUUUUUAAUACCGUACUAGAACGUGCCAUUAUAAUCACUGCAGAGCAGUUCUCUCCUGACCUCAUGAGAAACAUCUUUUUUAUUUCCAUUUUGUAUUAUAAUAAUAAAAAGAGCAAACUAUGCCCAGGGCUGGUAACCCACAGCAACCAAAUAUUUAUCUUCAAAAUAAUGACCAAUAAACAAAAUGACAAAACAAAAGUUCAUUUUCUAUGGUCACUCCCAUAGAACAGACCAACAGAGCAAUUCAAAUACCAUUGUGUGGUGGAUUCAUACUACACUGUAAAACAAUUGUGUUUUAGCUCCCAUGAAGAAAAGGCUACAGAUAUCUUUGUCUGGCCAGAGAAUGUGCUACUGAAGACUUAAUGAUUACAGGGACUGUUAGUAACAGCUUCUUAUGCACUGGAGAGAGUGGCCCUAGAGCCACUGCAAUACAAUUACAUUUAAAUAUAUAGCAUUUGACUUUCACUAAUUUCCAAACUCUGUCCUAUUAAUUUAAGCACCAUAAUAAAAGGGAUACAAUCCUAUGCACAGCUGAAAAUAGCAUUGAUCCAGGACCUGGAGGGCAAGUACUCGCUGCAGGAGUGGGGUUUGUUGGAAGUGGAACGGGAUUGUAGGGUAAAACUCAAUCAAGUCCCAGGAUGCCAAGCAUAAUACUUUGGAGCAGUCCUAGUGAUUACCAAAAUUUUCACCAAGUUUUGCAGUGAAAAUAAUGCCCAUAUGGGUGAAAAACUGUUUGCACAAUUUGUUGUUCGUCAAAAAAAAAAAAAUGGUCACCAAUAGACUAAUGCAUUUCAGUGAAUUUUUGGAGAAGUGAAACGGGUCAGAUUCGCCCAUCACUACUAGUAAUGCACCACUGGUUGGCAGAAUGUGAUUCCACGAUGUAGCCAUUGAAAUCCUGGAAUAAGACAGCACUCAUUUUAUGGCCAAGUGUAUCCACAGUGUUCACUAAGGGAACAAAGAUUUGCUCAAAGCCAAAAGUCUGGCAGGUAAGUGACAAAGGUAGUGAGCUGGACCAGUGGGAGCACUUGCAUGUCUAUUGCUGCAACAGUUUUCCCUUUAAGUAUACACUGUCUGCAUUGUACAGAAUGCUUCGGGGGGGGGGGGGGCAAGAUAGCUGGCAGAUAGAAAGAAAAUUCAAUUACGCUUCAUUAUUCUAUCCCCACAAUAACCCAAACUGAGAGAUGUGCCAUUUUGAUUGCUUCUGGUUUAUUCCAAUAGAAAAGUAUUUUUGCACUAACUUGAUUUUUCUCUGCCAAAAUCUCCUCAGAAGAAAUGAGGGUGUUAUCUUUAAAGGGAACAUCUUGACCUGUGCUGCUUUUGCUUUAGAUCCUGAUUUUUUUUAUGAGUUUUGUGUGGAACGUUUCAAGCAUUGCCUUGCUAAAUGGCUCCUCUAGGAACAGGGGUCUGUUAAACACUGGGAAUUACCAAGAACUGGAUUGUAAAGAUAGUUUCUUACAAAUUUUAUUUUAAAAAUGUAAACUAUUAAUAAACCUGUUUUUGCCUA